GCGGGAUAUCCGCAGUAGUAAGCUAACUAAUAACAUGGCGAAGACUUACGAUUACUUGUUUAAACUACUUUUAAUCGGCGAUUCAGGAGUCGGGAAGACCUGUGUCCUAUUCAGAUUUUCAGAAGAUGCCUUCAACUCAACGUUUAUCUCCACUAUAGGUAUUGACUUCAAGAUCAGAACGAUAGAAUUAGAUGGAAAGAAGAUCAAGCUACAGAUAUGGGAUACAGCAGGGCAGGAGAGGUUCAGGACCAUCACGACAGCCUACUACAGAGGAGCCAUGGGAAUCAUGUUAGUGUAUGACAUUACCAAUGAGAAAUCCUUUGACAACAUCAAGAACUGGAUACGGAAUAUAGAAGAGCAUGCUUCAGCAGAUGUGGAAAGGAUGGUCCUUGGAAACAAAUGUGAUAUCAAUGACAAGCGACAGGUGUCCAAAGAAAGAGGAGAGAAGCUGGCACUGGAGUACGGUAUCAAAUUCAUGGAGACCAGUGCAAAGGCAAACAUCAACGUGGAGAAUUCCUUCUUAACUCUCGCCAGAGACAUCAAAGCAAAAAUGGACAAGAAGCUGGAGGGCAACAACCCGCAGGGCAGCAGUCAAGGAGUAAAGAUUACAGAACAGCCCAAGAAGAGCAGUUUCUUCCGCUGCACGCUCCUGUGAUGUGACAGGAGCGACGGCAUCCACCAUCGCCUUAACUGUGUCCCCCACUGGACAGAACUGGACAAAGCACACUCUUAUCUCUCUUCUGUUGUUCUUUACUUGUCUUCCUCCUUCUCUUUUCUGAUUGUCCCGUGCUUAUCUAUUGGGAUAAACAAAUGUAUCGCUCCCUUUGUUUAUCAGUCAGUUUUCCCUUGAUGCCUGUGAAUCUAACUUCUCUGGCUUCUGUUACAUGCUAUAUCUCAUUUUCUUUUUCUUUUCUUUUUUUUUUUUUUUUUUUACAUUUGCUCAUUAGGUCGACAGUUUCAAGUUUGAUUCCUUAGAUUUUAUUGACUUUUAAAUCAGUGCCUCCUUACAAGAUACUAGAAACGAUCAAACCUUUACUACUUACAAUAAUGUCUGAUGCCUAGCUGGUUUCUUUCACCUGUUGUCAGUGUCGCUUGGUUAAAUCUUAUUUAUUCCAUCCUUAUCACUAAAAGAAGCCCAAACUAUAUUUCCAGAAUAGGUGUAUUAGUUCACUGGGUUUCCUAAUUAUUAUAAAUAAUUGUUGAAUAAGAUGACCUCCAAGGUGAUGAUAGUACAAUCCCAGCUGAUUGCUGUUGGGGAACUAUUAUACUACAUUUUGUCUACUGACUUGGUGGCCUAGACUUUUAUAUAUCCACAUAAGGUAUCGCAACUAAAUAUCUGUCAUUGAUUAUGAAACAGUAGAGCGCAUUUUACUCAUCAUGUCAACAUUUUGGUUUACAUGUCCUCUCUCCACCUUUUCUACUCAUGUCUUCCUGCUGAUUUAUUAGGCUGAAACAUUCCAUUCAUCUUGUGAACACUGUGAUGUACAAUGUGAUGUGUAUGUGGGGCUGAGAUCUUACGUAAUCAUGUGGUUGCAGUAAGACUGUUCUUGACAAAGUAUGCUUGUUUUAAGGGCACACAGAUUCCUUUUGUAGUUGCUCAGCUCAUCAUUUUAGGUAUUGUUAGUUCAUUGGAUAAGAAAGAUGUGAUUGGUGUGAGGGAGACGAUUAUUUGAUGCACUUCAAUUGGUGGACUAGCAAUAUCUAACUCGAACACCUGGGGGCGAUACAGUUACACAACAGCAGCAGAAAAGGAAUCACAGCGAUGAUGAAAUCAUUGUUUUAUGCAUUCAUACUUCUUCCAGUUGUCAGUUCUAAUGAGGGGGACAUGCACACAACUGUUUUCUGGGCCUUGGAUAGGUGCUGUAGCAGUAUUUAUAGAGUGAAACAAAAACAUAGCACCAAAAUGACAAAGUGCCCUUUAACGUUCUUAUUGAUGAUGCACUUUUCUUUUGUUCUUUCUGUAAAAAAGAAAAAGAGAAGAAGAAAAAAUUAUUGCUUAACAUUUGUUGACUGUAUUUGUUGCAAGUAUUAACUUACAGGAAAGAAUAUUCAUGCUUGUUUUCCAUGAACCCUAUCCGGGCUUCCUAAAAGCAUCUGAGCACUGAAACCUCAUCUUUUUAGUUAGUAUAAUGACAGAGGGCCUAUGAUUUGCAGAUGGGUUUUCAUUCCUCACAUUCCCCAUUAUUAUUUCACCUUUUCCAGCUUCUUAGGCAUUUACAUCACCUUUGAUGCUUUUGGGAACCCCAGAUUGACCCACUUAGUAUCUGUUUUAUUCCCUGCCCUCUUUCUCCUCUCUGUAGAUAUCCCAUGUCUUAUUUUGGCCCAGUAUCACGGCCGUCUAAACUAUGCAUUCUGGAUGCAUAGAAAACCUCAAAAACGCUUUGCACAUUUGACUUGACAAGCUUUAUUUGAGAUUAGCAAUGUGCAACAGCUCCUUGCUGUUUUAUUUUCUGCUGUCAGUCCAAAUUCUCUUGUAUUUGCUCGGUUGAGCUGUUCAGGCGUAAUAAUAGGAAAUUAAUUGAAAGCUAGUUAAUUAAUUUUCUAUUUUCUUUCUAUAGGUGCUGAAGAGUCAGUGAAUAUGUAACUGUUAGAUGGUAACCUGUGGAUUUAAGUCAUCGUUGUUAAAGUGGUUGGGCUUUUGUUGAUUUUCAGCACAAUUUUGUUUUAACUGACACAGAUUAAGCCAAUUCAUGGCUUGUUAAAAGUGCAGCUUUUUAGAUUUGAGUUUGGCUUAAAUGAGCUCAGUUCUUCUUUUGAGCAGAGUAAUUUAUAAUUCUUGCCAAUUACAUUUGCAGUUCUGUGUUAACAUUUCUUAAGCAUUCCCUAACUGAAUUUGGAUUUCUGCGCUGAUUGAUUGAUGGAUUUCAUAGGGAAUAAAUUAAAUUACUCAGCAAUUGUAAAUAAGAUCUACAAUGAUUGUAUUGAAGUUUCAUAAAUCUUAUUGAUCUACACCUUUUGUAGAUAUGUGUACUUCUGAUUUAUUAAAAAUGAGAUUCUUAAAUAA
This is a messenger RNA of Micropterus salmoides (largemouth bass), 3004 nucleotides long. Its product is annotated as ras-related protein Rab-8A. The transcript is spliced from 8 exons. NCBI's taxonomy places the organism in Eukaryota, Metazoa, Chordata, Actinopteri, Centrarchiformes, Centrarchidae. The coding region runs from base 35 to 655 and encodes 206 amino acids. Gene Ontology annotation, cellular component: dendritic spine; synaptic vesicle; endosome. Gene Ontology annotation, molecular function: GTPase activity; GTP binding. Gene Ontology annotation, biological process: protein localization to plasma membrane; neurotransmitter receptor transport to postsynaptic membrane; cellular response to insulin stimulus. The record is from RefSeq and is a predicted model, not a curated record.